CUUCCACCGAUUCCCUCUUCUUUUCAUUUAUUUAUCGAAUUUGGCGAUUCGUCAUUUCCCGUGCAUGACGGUCAACCGAAGCGUGAUUGGAGAUGGAAUCUCAGGACGGAAUCACCGUCCGCCCUAUGAGGCUGAAAGUGCUAUACACAUUCGACAACGAAAAUAAGACAAAUUGUCUCGCUCGCUGGCCUCAUGUUCUCGAUAUCCAGACUGCCUAUCUCGAUGAGCAAACACCCGUCGGGGUGAUCGAAUUGAAGACAUGUAUCCAGGCAAUCGUUUCCGCCAGUCCUGAACUGGUGGCGCAGUUGGGGAGGGAUUACACGGUAUACGCUUACGACUACUCGGAAUACGAAACCCCCCUAGUUGGACAGGGAAUGUUAUCAUGGGUCCUCGCUUCUGCCUCGCCGACACCAGAGGCUCCAGCUCACCAGUCCAAGACAAUGGUUACUGGUCGUGUGUGCAAAACCCCGCUCGGUCUUUUCUCGAGGGGUGCCCAGGAGAUAUUGGAGGUUAAACUGCGGCUAGUUCCUGUGCCAACCGUCAUGCAAAGCGAAUAUCUUGACAGCAUGCAAAAAUACCGGGAGCUGAGCAAUGUCAUUCCUCACGACUUUGACGCUCAAACGUGGAGCAACUUUGUACGCCAAAAUCCCGCUCUCCUGGAGGCCGCUCGACAGCAGGACCAAAUUCCUUCGAUGAUGACCCAGUCCGGAAUUGAGCGAUUCCACCAGCUUUUGAGCGAAGGGGCCACUCCACGGGAAUUUUCCAACUAUCCUACUGAAUCCAUUCGUUCCUCUUCGCCUACACAUUCAUUCGGUCCUCCCAGUCGAAUGUCAACCCCCGCUGGAACUCGUCCCUCAGGUCAACAUCAGCAGCCCCAGUCCAAGCAAAACUUUUGCCAUAGUGAUAUGAUCCGCCCCUCAUCUAGUGCGUCCAUGCGAGACAGUGAUUUCCCACAUCAAGUUUUUAACACUCGGCCUCGACGGGAUUCUGUGCAGUCUGGAUAUGGCAGUGGUGCCGAGGAUCUCGUGGAACCCCAGCCUCGGAAGAGAGCCAAGCUUGUCCAAGCGGGCUGGCCAGGAAAGUCAGAUAUGAACAUCGAGCGGCAACCCAGCUCGCUUCGAGUGGCAGCCAGCACUGCCGCCUCAGUUCGAAUCCACCGCCCGACUCCCGUCAACCCUGCCAUUGCUGCUGAGCAUUCCAAUGAGGAACCUAUUCGCCCACCAACUCCCAUCUCUAGGCCUGGAGAUCUACCGCGUCGGGCACGAAUCCCAUCUAGCUUGCUACGAGAAUCUUCGAUCAACAGUGCCGCUUCAUACACAUCACCAUACUAUAACAGUGAUGAUAUGCUCGCGACAGACCAGACUCCCAACUCUCCUGAGGACUCUCGCUACCAAGGUCUCUUCGAGCCUCCAUUCACCAUGCCAUCAUCCCCUCCUAUUUUGGAUGGUCACCGAUUCGCACAAAGGUCUAGCCCGGUUCUGCCUCCUAUCUCUUUGGACACCGACUCGGGUUUCAUGAGUGGCGGUUUCGAGGACCUCAUGGAUGAUGGUGCCCCUACCCCUGUGGAGGAGAGCCGCAGAAAUGAGGCGCGCGAAGUCACUGCAGAGAAGCGUUCCCGCCCCGUUCGACCUGCUGUUCAAGCCGGCUCUCCUGCCAGUGCCAUUGGGCUCAUGUCAGAGAACGCUAAUGAGCCAAUUGUGAUGAACGAUGGCCCGGCAGACCAUAACUCGAGAAAGCCACCAACUCGUCCGGCCACAUCUGCUGGGUCGAGACCGUCUUCGCGUGCUGGCGUUCGGUUGGCCCCGAAGCCAUUGGCACCGGCACCAAUUUCACAGAGCGAUAUUGUGCAGUUGAUGAGUUCGAUCCCUGCCAGUGAUCCCGCCGCUCCUACACAGCCCCCUCCUCUUCAUCACUCACAUACAUGGACUGGGCCAAUGAGUGAUUUUACUUUCGUUGAAACCCCGAAGCCUUCAACUGAGAUUGGUAAGCCUCGAAGUGGAACAGGUGCGAAAAGAUCCAGACAAGUGCAGGAUCGCUUGGAGCAAGCCAUCAAGGCUGGCGAAGUCCCUCCUUACUGUGAGAAUUGCGGCUCCGUUGAAACCCCGACAUGGCGUCGAGCCUGGUCGAUGGAAGUUUGCGGCGGUGAGCAACUUGCAAAUGACAUGAUGACGGGUUUCAAUAUGUUAUUCUGGGAACCUCAGGAACGGAAUUUCCAGGGUGAAGUCGUCCGAUUCAAGAUUGUCAAGAAGAGUCUGGCCGAUGAAGACAAAGGUUGGACACAGGACCUGCUUUGUAACCCCUGCGGGCUAUGGCUUCACAAGUUCAAGCAGAUGCGCCCCGAAAAUAAGUGGAAUAAGGCGCCUGCGGACAAGACUGGCAACAACAAGAAGAAGCGCUCUUCAAGAAACCGCAAGCAGAGUGGUGGCCCACUUUCCAAGCCUACUACCCGGGCUCGCAGUAAUGGCCCGCCUACUUCCACUGCGGCAUCCUCUCCGGCUCCUACUGAGGCCUCCUCUGUACAACCGGACGAAGGGACUACUCCCCGAGCGGAAAACGAGCGGGACUAUGCAGGAGAACAUCCCAACAAGAAGCGUCGGGCAAACAGCGCAGAGCCCCCGCGGUCUUCAGAAACUGCGAAGCAGCGUUGGCAGGAGCAGGAUGCUAUGGAAGCUCUUCGCCAAGCCAUCCAGUCGAGUCCAGCCAGGAAUAUGCAAAAUCGAGCCAUCCCUACACCCGAGGACAAAACCCACCUUACUCCUAAGCCUGUACGACGGGCUCUUUUCCCUGCUUCACAAAACGAUGGUCCGUUGAAAGAGCUGGAUGCCUCGUUCGUGAACAGCUGCUCUCCUCGGCGCAGCCCCCGCAUUGCUUCGCGUGGAGAUAAGCCACCCCGGGAAGAGAAGGAAAAGGAGAACCAGGAUCCCACUCCUCGUAAUGACAUCGAUGGCCUCUUCGAGAGUCCCUCUAUGGACUUUGAUAUGCCUGUCAGCCCGACCCCUCGCCGCCGGAACCACCGCACCAAUGCUGUGCACGAGCGUCGCCACUCACUGCCUUGCAACUCGCCUACCGCUAACCGACGCAAGGAGGUCGGUUCAACCAUGAAUCCGAGCCCGACCCGGCUCACUGCGGAGCGCCUGCAGCGUAUCCAGGAGGGUCAGGAGCGGAGCACUCCACAGCAACAUCGUUCACCUAACAAGCAUGGCAUGCCUACGCUUGCGGAUCAGGGUCUGCACUCGGAAGCCUUCGAAUCCCUCGAUGGCAUGAUCCUCGACAUCUUCGACGAUGCUCCUGGCCAGUCCGACUUCGACUUGCAGAACGCCAAGCUGGAUGAGAACUGGGCUGACUGGCUUCCAUCGGACUACGUCUCUCCUUCCGGGUCGGAAGAUGACCCUGGCCCUUCGGAAGACCUGAUCAACGCAAUCCUAUCCGAUCAUACCGUCAUGAAAGACAACCUCCAUAAUUCCCAAUUCCACCUCUUCAACUUCGGUGGUUCGGAAAUGCCCGACUCGGGCUUCUUCAGCUCCGAUGCUCUCCACACUGACCACGUGGGUCAGGCUUCAAAGGUCCAGCCUGCCAACCAGCAGGCAAACGGGCAACAGUCUGCCUCUCCUACCGCGUGA
Messenger RNA from Penicillium cinerascens, 3620 nucleotides. RefSeq names its product putative GATA transcription factor (Ams2). The transcript has 3 exons. Gene Ontology annotation, molecular function: zinc ion binding. The coding region runs from base 93 to 3620 and encodes 1175 amino acids. Gene Ontology annotation, biological process: regulation of transcription by RNA polymerase II; rDNA heterochromatin formation; silent mating-type cassette heterochromatin formation. The record is from RefSeq and is a predicted model, not a curated record. NCBI's taxonomy places the organism in Eukaryota, Fungi, Ascomycota, Eurotiomycetes, Eurotiales, Aspergillaceae.